Trifolium pratense (red clover) is the source of this 1875-nucleotide messenger RNA. Its product is annotated as endoglucanase 12-like. The record is from RefSeq and is a predicted model, not a curated record. Bases 1 to 1875 code for a protein of 624 amino acids. The transcript is spliced from 5 exons. NCBI's taxonomy places the organism in Eukaryota, Viridiplantae, Streptophyta, Magnoliopsida, Fabales, Fabaceae. Gene Ontology annotation, molecular function: hydrolase activity, hydrolyzing O-glycosyl compounds. Gene Ontology annotation, biological process: carbohydrate metabolic process.
AUGCAUUCAAGGAAUCAAUGGGGAGGAUCAUUUGAGUUGACAAAUAGUAAUGAAGUGGCGUCCGACUAUGAGACGAGCCGCAUAGGAGAUCAAUGGGACAGGGCGGCGCUGCUCAGUCCGGCAAGCGACACAAUGGAUUCGACGGUACAAAGUUGGAUUCUUGAAAGGCCAAUUACUAAGAAGAAAACUAAGUAUGUGGAUAUUGGAUGCAUGAAGUUGAGUUACAAGGCAUUGAAAUGGAUUUUUGGUAUAAUCUUUGUGGGAUUUUGUGUAAUUGGGCUUCCCAUCAUAGUUGCAAAGAAUUUGCCCAAACAUCAUUCUCGACCUAUACCACCUGAUAAUUACACUCUUGCCCUCCAUAAAGCGUUACUCUUCUUCAAUGCUCAGAAAUCCGGGGAAUUACCAAAGAGCAAUGGCAUUCCAUGGAGAGGAAACUCAGGAUUACAAGAUGGAAAAGACACUACUGAUGAUAAAAAAGGACUUGUUGGUGGUUAUUAUGAUGCAGGAGACAAUAUAAAGUUCCAUUUUCCAAUGUCUUUUGCUAUGACAAUGCUAAGUUGGAGUGUGCUUGAAUAUAAGCAAAAAUACAUGGCAAUUAAUGAGUAUGAUCAUGCUAGAGAACUCAUUAGGUGGGGUACUGAUUACUUGCUUUUAACCUUCAACAGUUCUGCUUCCAAAAUCAACAAAAUUUAUGCUCAGGUUGGUGGAUCUCUAAAUGGUUCUAAAACACCAGAUGAUCAUUACUGUUGGCAAAAACCAGAAGACAUGGACUAUCCACGCCCAACGACAACUAUAUUCGAAGGACCUGAUCUUGCGGGAGAAAUGGCAGCAGCAUUAGCAGCAGCAUCCAUAGUAUUCCAAGACGACACCACAUAUUCCAAAAAACUACUCAAGGGAGCUGAAACGGUCUUUGCAUUUGCACGAGACUUUGGUAAAAGAUCGACAUAUAGUCGCGGAAAGCCUAACAUCGAACCUUUUUAUAACUCAUCUGGUUACUUUGAUGAGUACAUGUGGGGUGGUGCUUGGUUGUUUUAUGCAACUGGAAAUAGUACCUACAUUUCAUUGGCAACUGAUCCUAAUGUGCCUAAGCAUUCCAAUGCAUUUUAUAUGAUUCCUGAUUUGAGUGUUCUGAGCUGGGAUAAUAAGUUACCUGCUGCUAUGUUGUUGUUGACAAGGUUUAGGAUGUUUCUUAGUCCUGGUUACCCUUAUGAGGAAAUGCUUAGUAUGUACCAUAAUGUUACUAGUCUUACCAUGUGCUCUUAUCUUCAACAAUUCAAGGUCUUUAACUGGACUAGAGGAGGAUUGAUACAAUUGAACCAUGGAAGACCACAAUCUCUUCAAUAUGCUGUCAAUGCUGCAUUUUUGGCAUCUCUUUUUGCUGAUUAUAUGGAAGCCAAAGGUGUUCCUGGAUGGAAUUGUGGUCCUAAUUACGUUUCAAGAUCUGUUCUGAAGGCAUUUGCAACCUCUCAGAUUGAAUACAUAAUGGGUAAAAAUCCAAUGAAUAUGAGCUACAUAGUAGGAUAUGGCAAUAAAUUUCCAAGACAUGUUCAUCAUAGAGGUGCAUCAACUCCAAAUGAUCACAAGCAUUACUCAUGCACUGGUGGUUGGAAGUGGCGCGACACAGAUAACAGAAAUCCUCACAACAUUACAGGAGCAAUGGUUGGAGGACCAAAUAAUUUUGACCAAUUCCAUGAUUCAAGGACUAAUUACAACUAUACUGAACCAACUUUAGCUGGUAAUGCAGGAUUAGUAGCUGCUUUAAUUUCCUUAACAAGUAUUGAAGGUACUAGUGGUGUUGAUAUUAAUACAAUUUUUGAAGCUAUUCCACCAUUUGGGCCACAAAAUCCACCUCCACCACCACCUUGGAAACCAUGA